Molecule: messenger RNA, 1349 nt
Organism: Cornus florida
Lineage: Eukaryota; Viridiplantae; Streptophyta; Magnoliopsida; Cornales; Cornaceae
Product: probable leucine-rich repeat receptor-like protein kinase At1g35710
Exons: 11
Coding region: 158-1138 (326 amino acids)
Molecular function (GO): protein binding
Source: RefSeq, a predicted model, not a curated record
AAAUUUCUUCGCCGCGAUCCAAUCAUUUCUCUAUAGCAAGACGAUACACUCCAUAUUGUGGGACCCAACCAUUUGCAGAGUCUAAACUGAGUUGAGAGUCUUGUAACUCCAUCUCUCUCCUCAGUUUGAGUCUGUGACUUCAAUUUUUCUCUCUAAAAUGGUUCCUCGAUGGGCAUCAAAUGUUUUUUUCAUUUUCUCUCUCCUUUUCGGGAUCGCUCACAGCAAAACACUCAAAAGAGAUGUGAAAGCUUUGAAUGAAAUUAAAGCAUCACUAGGAUGGAGGGUGGUAUAUUCAUGGGUUGGAGAUGAUCCCUGUGGAGAUGGUAAUCUACCACCUUGGUCUGGCGUCACAUGUUCAACACUGGGAGAUUUUCGGGUUGUGACAGAAUUGGAAGUUUAUGCAGUAUCAAUUGUCGGGCCUUUUCCUACCGCCGUGACCAAUUUGUUAGAUUUGACAAGGCUGGAUCUCCAUAACAACAAACUUACAGGGCCAAUCCCUCCUCAAAUUGGACGGUUGAAAUGGCUUAGAAUACUAAAUUUGAGGUGGAAUAAGCUGCAAGAUGUCAUUCCUCCUGAAAUUGGUGAGCUGAAGAAACUAACACAUUUGUAUCUGAGCUUCAAUAAUUUUAAAGGGGAAAUUCCCAAGGAGCUUGCAAGUCUACCAGAGCUUCGCUAUCUAUAUCUUCAUGAGAAUCGAUUCAUGGGGCGAAUUCCACCGGAACUGGGGACCCUGGAAAACCUUAGACACUUGGAUGUUGGUAACAACCAUUUGGUGGGUACCCUUAGGGAACUUAUUCGUUUUGAAGGAAGUUUUCCAGUUCUACGCAACCUCUAUUUGAAUAAUAACUUCUUCACUGGAGGAGUUCCGGCACAGCUUGCAAACUUGACAAAUUUGGAAAUUCUGUACCUGUCUUACAACAAGAUGUCUGGAGCCAUACCAUCAGCGCUUGCCCAUAUUCCUAGACUAACAUACCUGUACUUGGAUCAUAACCAAUUUACAGGGAGGAUUCUAGAUGCAUUUUAUAAGCACCCUUUUCUGAAAGAAAUGUACAUCGAAGGAAGCAGAUUCCGGCCAGGCGUAAAGCCUAUAGGUGUACACAAGGUCCUUGAAGUUUCUGACACUGAAUUCCUGUUUUAGUCAUCAUGUAAUUCAUUGUCAUAGUAUAUUUAGGGUAUGUAUCUAUAUUUUAGGAGAAAAAAUGUUGAGCUACUCUUCAUUGAUUUUAGGGUUCCAGGGUUUUAAGUAGUUGUUAGUGGUUCAUUGUCAGUUCUUAAUUGGCCAAUUGGUGCUUGCAUUGUACAGAAGAUUCACUUAUAAAUUAAAUCCCAAAGAUGAUUUGCCUCAAAAA